AUUAUUAGAGAGAAGAGAAAGGCGGAACAAUAGAGAGAAGAGAAGAGAGAGAAUGGGUGAGGUAGCUGAUAAUAAUACAUUGAUGAAGAAGAAGAAGAAAGGUAGGCCUUCUCUACUUGACCUCCAAAAGCGAGCUCUCAAACAGCAACAAUUGCUCCAGAGAAGAAACCCCGAUGAAGAAGAAGACGAAGAGCUUAGAUCCGGUUUCAGAAACCCUAAUUCCGGCGCCCGAUCAAAUCGCCGGAAUUCGAAUUCUGACGACGACGAUGAUGAGCGGAGAGACAAAAAGCAUCGGCUUUUGCACGGAUUGAAUUCACACGACCGUCGUGAUUCUUCUAAUUCCAAAUCUGUUGGCGGCGAUUUGGACUCCGAUGCUAUCAGACGCCGGAAAAUUGACGGAUCUGACGAUACGGGAGAAAAGGCUUCGAAAGCGACAGACAUUCUUCAAAGAGGGUCACUUGUGGAGUCUACACCUUUGCCAGACAAAAAGUUGCUCUUGUUCAUCCUUGAUAGAGUUCAAAAGAAGGAUACAUAUGGAGUGUACUCUGACCCAGCUGAUCCGGAGGAGCUUCCUGAUUAUUAUGAGAUUAUCAAGAAUCCGAUGGAUUUCAGCACAUUGCGGAAGAAAUUAGAAUCCAGGGCAUACACCACCUUAGAACAAUUUGAGGCAAGUCUUGUUAUUGAACCUAAAAUGGAGUGUUCACCUUUCAUAGUUUUGAUUCUUCAUAUUGUUAAGUCUCGUUCAAUAGUUUCUCUGCAAGACGUAUUUUUAAUAUGCACGAAUGCGAUGGAAUACAAUUCAGCAGAUACAGUAUACUUUCGACAGGCACGAGCUAUGCUUGAGUUGGCUAAAAAGGACUUUGGAAAUUUGAGACAAGAAAGUGAUGGAGAAGAACCAGUGUCACUGUCACAACAGCCUAAAGUGGCCAAAAGAGGCCGUCCUCCAGGCUCGGGCCUUAAGAAACAGCUUGAGCAAUCUUUGAUUGAUCGCACGACUUCUGAUAUAUCAGCUGAUGCAGCAGCACUCACUUAUGCUGGAGAUAGCUCUAGAUUAUCCGGUUCUUACAAUCUAAGAAAAAAUCCUCCUUCUUAUGGAUUACGUCAAGCAGAAACUUCGGUUAGAAUCAACCAUAAUAGCGAGAACCAAAGUGGCUUGAUGAUAGAUUGGGAGAAAGAGUUUCCACCUUCUGUUGUGAAGGCUGUCCAUAAAUACGGGAUGAAAAAUGUCGACGAGAACAGGCGAGAUACCUACAACCAGAUUUCUACUUCCUUGCAAGAAUCUUCGAUUUUUACAAUGCUUGAAGAUGAUUUAAAACAGUUAACUCCAGUUGGAUUGAAAACUGAAUAUGGGUAUGCUAGGAGUCUAGCACGGUAUGCAGCAAAUCUUAGUCCUGUUGCUUGGAGAUUUGCCAAUGCGAGGAUUGAAAAAUUGUUACCAACUGGAACCGAAUUUGGUCCCGGGUGGGUUGGGGAGAACCCAGAAGCGCCUCCUGAGAAUCCUCCUCAACAGCAAAACUUAUUGAUGGGAAAGCAAAAGUGUUCGAAUGACUUUGCGUCUGAUGAUCAUCAUCAGUCAAGCAGAAUCAUGUCUCCGACAACCUCUGUCUCAAGUUCCAUUAUAGGAAACAGACAUUUCUCCCAUGAAAGCAAAGAGUCUGUGCCAACUGCUCACGUAUUGAAUCAAGAAACCGAGAGCAAUGGUAUAGUCCGUGCUUCCAGCGGAUUUAACCAACCACAAAACCAGAUGCUGGAAACAGCUGUUUCGCAACAAGGCUUGUUUCCGAACAUAAAACAGGGAUUUCAGCAGUUGCCACCGGAUCUGAAUGCUAGGCUUGUCUCACCAAACUCACCGGGCUCGAACCACCAGGCGGGUUCAUCGCAGCAUCCGGAUUUAGCAUUACAACUCUAAGUAAUUCCUACUAAUAUUGAAAGCUUUACCGAUAUAGGAGGGAGAAGAAGAGGCAGAGGCAUGUGAUUCUUGGUACAAGGUUGAAUAUAUAGGGAAAGUUUCU
Arabidopsis arenosa is the source of this 2012-nucleotide messenger RNA. NCBI's taxonomy places the organism in Eukaryota, Viridiplantae, Streptophyta, Magnoliopsida, Brassicales, Brassicaceae. The record is from the annotation of a GenBank genome assembly.